AUCGUCAUCUCCAAGCGCCUCCUCGUUUCGGGACUCGAUCUUAAAAGAAACCCUAGAAAACCCCGAGAAAGCAAAAACACCGAACCAUGCCGCCGAAGUUGGAUCCGAGUCAGAUCGUCGACGUAUACGUCCGCGUAACAGGAGGAGAAGUCGGAGCAGCGAGUUCUCUAGCUCCCAAAAUCGGUCCAUUAGGUCUCGCACCAAAGAAGAUCGGAGAAGACAUCGCCAAAGAAACCGCCAAAGAAUGGAAAGGACUACGUGUAACCGUCAAGCUGACGGUGCAGAACCGUCAAGCUAAGGUCACAGUUGUUCCAUCGGCGGCUGCACUCGUCAUCAAGGCGUUGAAAGAGCCGGAGAGAGAUCGGAAGAAGGUGAAGAACAUUAAGCAUAACGGGAACAUAUCGUUUGAAGAUGUGAUUGAGAUUGCAAGGAUCAUGAGGCCUAGAUCUAUUGCUAAAGAGUUGAGUGGUACAGUGAGAGAGAUCUUGGGGACUUGUGUGUCAGUUGGGUGUACUGUGGAUGGUAAAGAUCCAAAGGAUAUUCAACAGGGGAUUCAAGAAGGUGAAGUUGAAGUUCCUGAGAAUUGAAGAGGAGGGUAAUGGUUCGUUUGUUUCUUUUACUUCUUCUUCUAUUUGAGCUUUUAGUUUCUUCUUCUUCUUCUUCUUCUUCUACUUAUGUUUUGUGUUUUCUAGAGAACAACAACAACGACUCUCAACUCAGUUUUGGAUUGUUAUUGCAACUUUUAUUUAUUUAUCCAGUCCCAAUCUUUAUGCUA
Messenger RNA from Camelina sativa (false flax), 775 nucleotides. Its product is annotated as large ribosomal subunit protein uL11y. Gene Ontology annotation, biological process: translation. Gene Ontology annotation, cellular component: ribosome; cytosolic large ribosomal subunit. Gene Ontology annotation, molecular function: structural constituent of ribosome; large ribosomal subunit rRNA binding. NCBI's taxonomy places the organism in Eukaryota, Viridiplantae, Streptophyta, Magnoliopsida, Brassicales, Brassicaceae. The record is from RefSeq and is a predicted model, not a curated record.